Messenger RNA from Drosophila miranda, 3656 nucleotides. RefSeq names its product serine/threonine-protein kinase PAK 1 (gene Pak). NCBI's taxonomy places the organism in Eukaryota, Metazoa, Arthropoda, Insecta, Diptera, Drosophilidae. The coding region runs from base 553 to 2715 and encodes 720 amino acids. Gene Ontology annotation, cellular component: cytoplasm. The transcript is spliced from 8 exons. Gene Ontology annotation, biological process: regulation of axonogenesis; intracellular signal transduction; protein phosphorylation. The record is from RefSeq and is a predicted model, not a curated record. Gene Ontology annotation, molecular function: ATP binding; protein serine/threonine kinase activity.
UACCGUCUUAACUUUUUUUAUAAACAUCGGAAAAUGUAAAUAAAAUAUUUAAACAAUACCAAACAUUGCGGCGGAAAAGGAAAAGCGCGCUUAUCGUUAACAAUUCUCAACGGUGUGUUUGGGUCGUAUGCAACCACAUUUGUGGAAUAUUAAAUGGUUUUCUUGCUGCUAGCUCUGCUGCUCUGCUCCCGUGUCGGACAUUAAUGACACACGACAAGCAACGCUAAAGAAAACGGGAAAAACAAUACCCACUGUGUGUCCGUGUGAAUGUGUGUGUGUGCAGUGAAGUGCUGUUGUGAGUGCUUAAGGAAAACUUCAAGAAAUCCACGAAGAAGAAGGCUGCAGCAGUGCAACGCAACGAAAGCGACAGAUUGCAAGCGGCAUACAGGGUGUUACCGAAGACAUACCUGCAGUGCACUGUUUUCGGGCAUCAGAACAGCUGUGCAUAAGCUGAAGCUGUAGAAGACAACGUCGAGGAGGAGGAGGAAGAAGCCGUAGCGAAAAGAGAAGGAAGACGGGAAAGGAAAGGAACCACCACCACCCACACAAGGCAUGUCCAGCGAGGAAGAUAAACCACCGGCGCCGCCCGUGCGGCUCACCAGCAAUCGCGGUGGCGCUGGCAUUGAGCGUGUACCCCUCAUGGGCGGAGGCGGUGCCGGCGGCUGUGGUGAUGCGCCGCCUGUUGAUAUGCGACCAUUGCCCAAGGAGCCCGACGAUGCCGACCGAAAGAAGAAGACGCUGAAGAACAAGAUCAAAGGCUCGAAACCCUCGCACACUGACUCCAAGCCGAACAUCUCGUAUCCGACGAAUUUCGAGCAUACGGUGCAUGUGGGUUUCGAUCCCGUAACCGGAGAAUUUACGGGUAUGCCCGAGGCAUGGGCGCGUCUGCUGAUGAACUCGAACAUCAGCAAACAGGAGCAGAAGAAGAAUCCCCAGGCGGUGCUCGAUGUGCUCAAAUGGUUUGACAACACAACCAAACAGAGGCCAAGUUCCAAAUACAUGACAAAUGCCAUAACGACGCAUUCAGGCUCUUCACUAAGUCGCGUGAGCAGCAGCAGUCCCAGCAGCACGCCCACAGACUCGGAACUGCAUGGCUCCAACAGUGGCGGCAAUCUGAUUGGCGUCCAGCUGGGCAGCAUGACACUGGGACCCAAUGCCAACAAUGUGGCCGUGGCAGGACAAAUGCUGAGCAAUCACUACCAACAGCAGCAGCAGCAUAUUAUCCAGCAUCAGAAUCAACAAUUGCACCAGCAUAACCAGCAUCAACAGCAUCAGCAGCAUCAGCAUCACAUUGGCAUCAGUCAAUCGCAUUCAUACAAUUUUGGCGGCCACACGGCCUCCUCAUCCACAUCGCAACAUUCAUCUGCCAAUGAGGACGACAUGCUCGGGUCACCGCAUCAGCAGCAGCUGCAACAGGCCGCGCACCAGCCGCCACCUCCGCCAGUGGCAUCGCGACCCGAGCGCACGAAAUCCAUUUACACGCGACCCAUUGAGGAACUGCAGCCAGCGCCAUCGCCGUCGCCCAUCAUAAUGCCAGCAGCACCGGCCACAACGCCCACAACACCACUGCAGAACCAUAAGGUGAUGACGGCACCAUCGCCGCUGCAUCAUAAUAAUGUGACGACGACGCUGGACAAGAAUAAGAACAAUGCAAACCUGUACAACGAUCCCUCAGUGGCGAUUGGGAACAAUCUGAAUGCAACUGCAGUGGCAGCAGCAGGAGCUCCUCCGACAGCGGCAGCUGGCAAUCAGAUCGCCGUCCCACAGGCAGCAGCGGCAGUCACGCCCAACACGCGUGCGGCCAAUGCCAAAAAGAAGAAGAUGUCCGAUGAGGAAAUCCUGGAGAAACUGCGCACCAUAGUCUCCGUUGGGGAUCCCAAUCGCAAGUACACGAAAAUGGAGAAGAUCGGCCAGGGCGCCUCGGGCACCGUGUACACGGCCAUCGAAUCCUCGACGGGUAUGGAGGUGGCCAUCAAACAGAUGAACCUCUCGCAGCAACCGAAGAAGGAGCUGAUUAUCAAUGAGAUUCUGGUGAUGCGAGAGAACAAGCAUCCGAAUGUCGUGAACUAUUUGGACAGCUAUCUGGUGUCCGAAGAGCUGUGGGUAGUGAUGGAGUAUCUGCCGGGUGGUUCGCUCACGGAUGUCGUCACUGAGACCUGCAUGGACGAGGGACAGAUUGCGGCCGUGUGUCGGGAGGUGCUGCAAGCCCUGGAGUUCUUGCAUGCCAAUCAGGUGAUCCAUCGUGACAUCAAAAGUGAUAAUAUAUUGCUUGGCCUGGAUGGUUCGGUCAAGUUGACUGAUUUCGGUUUCUGUGCGCAAAUCUCGCCGGAGCAAUCCAAACGCACAACGAUGGUGGGUACGCCGUACUGGAUGGCGCCCGAGGUGGUCACGCGGAAGCAGUAUGGUCCCAAGGUUGAUUUAUGGUCUUUGGGUAUCAUGGCCAUUGAAAUGGUUGAGGGCGAACCGCCAUAUUUGAAUGAGAAUCCGCUGAAAGCCUUGUACCUCAUUGCCACCAAUGGCAAGCCAGAGAUUAAAGAAAAAGACAAGCUGUCCGCAGCAUUUCAAGAUUUUCUCGAUCAGUGUCUGGAAGUGGAAGUGGAGCGCAGAGCCAGUGCAAUGGAUUUGCUAAAGCAUCCCUUCCUGAAGCUGGCACGUCCAUUGGCCAGUCUGACGCCUUUGAUUAUGGCCGCCAAAGAGGCCACUAAGGGCAACUGAUUGUCAACGAAGAAGAAAAAGCUUAUUUAACCAUUACUAAUGAAUUACUAUUGCAAAAAGCAGCAAGAAAUUCUUCAGCAACAACAACCACAAUAGCAAGAACAAGAACAAUAGCAAUAGCAACAGUAACUGAAAAUCGCAGAUGAUGAUGGAUUAUAAUCCAUCCAAUAAUUAUUAAUGAUGAUUAUGAUGGAUUAACGAUUAUGAUUAUUAUGAUUACUAUUAUUAAUUAUUUAUAUAAACGUAUUAUAUACAUACAUAUAUUAUAUUCUAUUAUAUUAUAUAUUCUACUCGUAACAAACAAAACGCUAAGAGAAACUGCAACAGAGGAGAGCAAGUGGCGAAGAGGAGACAGACACACGCGUAGUUCAAUUUACACAACAAUUUGGUUUCCAGAAUGAACACACCCACACACACAAACAAAACCCAACCCCGACCUUACUUUUGGCCCACACAUCAUCGAAAAAAACCUUACAAACCUUUGUUAUAUACCAAAACUUAAAUUUACAUUACAUUUGUAUUUUGUAUAGAAGAAACGAAAAAGUUGCAUCAAGCAUUUUGAAUGCUCUUGAAAUUUGUACACUUAAAAGAUCAUUUAAUCAUUUAAGAAAGAACAAAAAAAAAAACAAUAAAUAUUUACUUUAUAGUUGUCCAGAUUUACAUUAUUAAACAUUACAAUUGGUAACUUUUGCAUUUAAAAAAAAAAUGAAAAACAAAACAAAAAUUAUAUAUAUAUUACAUACGAUAUAUGUACCAUGUAUAAAGCGCUACUUUUGAUUUUUUUAAAUUUAUUUCUCCAUUCAAUUUCUAUAAGAAAGCGUAAGAGAGGACGAAGAACUGCUUUGGAAUGCUGUAACUAACUAAUCUAAUGACUUGGAGUAUUAUUGCUGAUUUUAGUUUAGUUUCUUAAAUGCUUUAUGUAAUAAAUAUAUACACAUAUA